AAUCUUAAGAGUUAUUUAUUAAGUAGUGUUGUAGUUUUAUUUCUUUUUAAUCUUUAAAAUUAUUCGAACACUCUUCUUUACAAUCUGUUUUUAAAUCCGAUAAUGAAAAAGCCAGUGUGAGAACUCCUCCGAAGCCGUUGGUGCGCCGCCUUCUUAACAACACAGGCCCAACAAGGGAACUCGGCCCCUCACGUGUAAUAGGUUUUUUUUUCAGGUUUCAGAAUGGAAGGUUUCCAGAGGAUCCUAUCCACGGUUUUUUUUUUAAACGAGAAUCGAGCUCAAAAGCGGCUAUUUUGUAAUGUGUGACGAAAACCCGUGCCUUACGCUAGAACGAACCCACGAGGUAGCGGUGACGCCACAAAGACCCUUUCUUAACUUCAGCACGUUACUUUUCGUGAUUCUAGCCUGUACUAAAAUGAUCCCAAUAAAGCCUGGGGGCUUAACCUCCUUCUAACACCCUGUGAACAUCCAAUUGCGAGGUUUUUAAUUACCAUAAAUGUCCAUGGUACACUAAUGCCGAUGUGCUUUGCAAGUUGCAGAAUACUUGCUUACUGCUUCGCUAAGCAACCACUCGCAGUGUUAUCACUGUUAUUUUCUGCGCAAAAGGGGUCGCUAUUUUAAUGAUAGUCUGAAAUAUCCUAUAUGAGUUGAUUGAUUAGUAAUUGCGUGCGAAGUGUAAAGAAAAUAGAUAACAGUUUAUAAGUAAGGCACGCAAGACUGAAACAUGUCCUUCUCUCUGAUAAAUUGGCAGGAGUUUCGAGAUGUGUGGAAGUUUCUAUCCUAGGGGGGUGAGGGGAUUUGAAUACAGCAUGCCGAGAGGUUCGACGUAUUUUGACAUUUUCCCUUUUCUGUCUUUCUUGAGGUUGACACCUUUGAAUGUGGUCAUUUGGUGGUAGAUAUAACUACGUAGGUAUUUUAGGCUAAGACUUUACCCCUCGUAAGGUUAGUGGCAAAGUGAGGGUUUUAAUUUUUAUUCUUCGCCGAGGAGAGAGAGGGGGCAUGGAAUUGUGGUCCCCCCCUUGUCAUGCCCCCACACCCCCCUGGCCUAGCGUCUAACUUUCCAAUAUCUGUACAGACUUGGCACUAUCGCAGUCUAGUGUUGACUUUGUACAUAAUUUCCUUGCCUUAACCCGACAAACUCUAUAACUUUGUACACAAUUUUCUUUCGGCAAACCAUUCAUCAGAUGGAACACAAGAAUUGAUCUGAUUUUCAAGAGAUUUUGCAGUGGAGAAGAUGAAGCAUCUAUUUGCUGCACUGCUUAUACUGUACUACGCAUGCGCAGGUCGUUGUCAUGACGAUGAUAACGUAACACCACAACUCCCAGAUCACGUGAUCAAUGAGGCAGAGAAAGAGGCGAAGCGAGAAAUAGAUGAAGACAAAACCGAAAUAGCUGGCCAACAGCCGCUGGCCAGACACCAUCACUAUAAUCGUGUGGUGCCGAAGUGGGAGCCUUUGCGUAAAAGAGUUAAUCUUAUGGAGCGAACAGCGAGGAAACUUGCAAGGAAACUUGGUAUUCCCGUGGUAGACGCGGCAAAACUAGUUCAGCAAAAGCAUCGGUCUCGUCGUCUGGCGGGCGAGUGGAGCUCUGGAGGUAUAGAAAACAAGACGUGUGAAUCAGACGAGCGCUAUCGCUCCAUUAGCGGGAUUUGCAACAACUUCUUUAACAAAUACUGGGGCGCUGCCUUCUCUCCCUUUGCGCGUGUCGCUAAUGCAGCAUACGCUGACGGGAUGUCAGCACCGCGGGCGGCGGUGGGAGGAGGAGAUCUGCCCAACGCUCGUAAAGUCAGUUUUACAGUAUUCAAGGAGGAAGAUCGCCCUUCCACGAAGGUCUCCUAUAUGAGCGUGGCGUUUGGCCAGUUUCUCGAUCAUGAUAUUAGUCAUGGUGGUCAACCUGACAUUAACUGUACGGGGACUUGUGGACUGCAAGGAGAAUGCAUAGGUAUCCCGAUACCCGCGGAUGACCCGCACUUUCCCACGAAGAACGUUACGUGUAUCGAGAUGAGGCGUGACCUGCCAUUCAUAGAGCCUUCUGGAGCUGUUUCACCUCAACGAGAGCAGUUGAACAUCAAGUCUUCAUUCAUUGAUGGGUCUCAGAUAUAUGGUGACAAGCCUGAAAGUUUUAGUGAUGUGCGCUACCCAGGUAAAGAAUGGCUCCUACAAGUUCAGCCUAACCCUACCGGGGGCAAAUGCCUCUUACCUCCCCAGCAUGGAGGGUUUUGUCGAAGUCCUCAUGUUCAGUCGAUGCCGUGCUUCCUAUCUGGCGAUAUGAGAACCAACGAAAAUCCAGGUCUCCUAUCAAUGCAUACGAUUUUCCUUCGUGAACACAACCGAAUCUCAAGCGAACUAAAAAAGCUAAACCAACAUUGGACAACGGACAAGCUUUACCUGGAGACGCGCAAGAUUGUGAUAGCCGAACUGCAGCACAUCACCUACAACGAGUUCCUCCCGACAAUACUCGACACUAGAACGAGAAGUCGAUAUGGUCUCGUCCUGAGGAAAAGAGGCUUCUACAAGAAUUACAACGCUGCUGUCAACCCGUCCAUAAUUAAUGCAUUCGCCAGCGCCGCGUACCGCUUCGGUCAUAGCCUUGUCAGGAAUAUCGCGCAUCGUUUCGGAGCAGAAAACGGCACAAUACUAAUGAACCGGACGUGGGACCCCACCCCAAUCUACGGCAAGGGAGGGGUAGAUGCGAUCCUGAGAGGACUGUCUACUGAUGCUUCUCAACAAGCUGAUGCAUUCUUCGCAAAGGCUGUCCACGAACAGCUUGUACGACACACAGGCGACCUCGCCGAUCUCGCAGCAAUCAACAUACAACGCGGACGAGAACAUGGAAUUCCUGGCUACAACACGUACAGAGAGAUCUGCGGACUGAGGAAUGUACGGAGCUUCUCAGAACUUCUCAGUGAGAUCCCUAAUAGUCACAUCGUCAACUUGAGAAAUGUGUAUGAGCACGUGGAUGACAUUGACUUGUUCGUUGGUGGAAUGAUGGAGAGGCCCUUGCCUGGAGGGGUAUUGGGUCCUACUUUCAGCUGUUUGCUCGGGAAGCAAUUCUCGAACCUUAGGAGAGGAGACAGAUUCUGGUACGAGCAUCACAAUAGUCGCACGGGCUUCACGCGAACUCAGCUCCAGUCCCUCCGCAAAACCAGCCUGGCACGCCUUAUCUGCGACAACGGUGAUAAUAUCCAGCGGGUUCAGCCAAGAGUACUAGCUGUGCGCGGGGAGGGCAACGAAUUGGUGGGAUGUGCGUCACUACCCCGGAUUUCGCUUAGAUUGUGGCGUGACUGUCCUUUCACAGGCCACAGAAAGCGCUGUAAAGACUUUGGUGACAAGACUACGACGUGAGGCGGAAUUAACGUUUUGCAACUAUGAAUUUUAUUAGAAAUCUAGGAAUAGCAGAGUAAUGGCAUAAGUCACUACGUUAAUUGCUCAUUCCACCUCCGUAUUUUCAGACGUCAGACGCCACAAUAUUUUUCCCGAGUGGAUCCAGGAAAAAAUACUGAACUGUUUACGAAUAAUUUAAAUAGGUUCGGAUUACCCUGUUUCUGAGCCUCGAACGUCUCUCUAUUUAGAGGCCAGCGAGCUACCGCGGUAAAGCUCCUCGGCACUGGAGCUCCGCUGGCCAAUGAACAGAGACGUUCGAGGCUCUGAGGAGGGUAGAGCUGGACCCACGCCUGUUGUUAAACGUCUCUUGAUUAAGUUAUGCGGUGAUUAUAUAGGAUGUUUUACUCAAUGUCGGAUUCCGUUCACAAAUUAGUUGUGCAAAAAAAUGUAUUCCUUAACGACAGCUUGUAUGCAUGAAGCAGCUUCGGUCUAAAUAAGUACUGUAACAAGAAAUAAAUCUCAUUCGUGGUUUGAAUUUGAAA
Molecule: messenger RNA, 3864 nt
Organism: Nematostella vectensis (starlet sea anemone)
Lineage: Eukaryota; Metazoa; Cnidaria; Anthozoa; Actiniaria; Edwardsiidae
Product: peroxidasin
Exons: 9
Coding region: 1235-3343 (702 amino acids)
Biological process (GO): response to oxidative stress
Molecular function (GO): peroxidase activity; heme binding
Source: RefSeq, a predicted model, not a curated record